AUGAGGCUCACGGUCGAGCUCCUCCAGAACUCGCCCUCAUGGCUCAACGCGCUGAAGGAGCGCGAGCUCGACCUCCGAGGUCACCGAAUCCCCGCAAUUGAGAACCUGGGCGUUGCUGGUCCCCAAGAUGCCAUAGAUCUCGUCGACAACGAUAUUCAGGUCCUGGGAAACUUCCCCCUGAGCCCUCGGAUACGCACCCUUCUGCUCGCGCGCAACCGCGUCAGCUCGAUACAGCCCACGCUGGUCAACUCGAUCCCCAUGUUGACGAACCUGCAACUCGAGUCGAACGACCUCAAGGAGCUAGCAGACCUAGACCCUCUGGGCUCCUUCUCGAGGUUGACGCACCUCGUGUUGAAGGAUAACCCUGUCGCAAAGAAAGACCACUACCGAUAUUGGGUCCUAUGGCGCUGCCCGGCGGUGCGCUUCCUUGACUACGAGAAGGUCAAGCAGGCGGAGCGGGAACGUGCGAAGGAGCUGUUCGGAACUGCAGAGAAGCCGACAGAUCUGGCGUCCACCAUCAUGGGAAUCAAGUCCUCCACCUUCAACGUUUCCACGUCCAACGGAUCGACGGGUCUCUCUUCUAGGAUGUCGAGGAUCAAGCUCACGGACAAGGAGAAGAAGCGGCUGCAGGACAUGAUCAGGAAUGCUACGAGUUUGGAUGAGAUCACGAGGCUGGAGACCAUGCUCAAGGAGGGUCGCAUGCCCGCCGGUAUUCACGUUGGCGAUGAGAUGGAGGAAUAG
Messenger RNA from Neoarthrinium moseri, 741 nucleotides. RefSeq lists its product as uncharacterized. NCBI's taxonomy places the organism in Eukaryota, Fungi, Ascomycota, Sordariomycetes, Amphisphaeriales, Apiosporaceae. The transcript is spliced from 4 exons. Gene Ontology annotation, biological process: mRNA splicing, via spliceosome. Gene Ontology annotation, molecular function: protein binding; U2 snRNA binding. The coding region runs from base 1 to 741 and encodes 246 amino acids. Gene Ontology annotation, cellular component: U2 snRNP. The record is from RefSeq and is a predicted model, not a curated record.